AUGAUGGUCCCGACUAGUCUCGCGGUCGCGCUCUCGUUGACUGCUGUUGCAACAGCGUAUAAGCCCACCGAAGCGUCCUUUAACUGGGUAGACAUAAAACAGUUCUUCGCCUUCGGCGACUCGUACACAUUCGUGCAAGGAACUGCAGGAUACGCGAACUUCAGUUUUAUUGGGGACUUGAUCUACAACCCGAACUGGACCGCUCAUGACCUUCUCUCGAACAAGAUCAUACCUCACAACACUAGUUCGGACGGUUCGAACUGGGUUGAAUACCUGACGGGGUGCUUCUCCGGCUCUCCUCUCCACUGCUCACGCCAGCUCUGGGACUUCGCCUUCGCCGGGUCUGACAUCACAGAAGACCUUCUUCCGCUCCAUCACAACUUCACGAGCCCUCUCGACGUUCAGGUUGCACAGUUCGUCAAGAAUGGCGCAUUAGAAGCUAUCCCGAAGGUCGAGGACCACGAGCGAAUCACGGCGUGGUGGAUCGGAAUCAACGACACCGGCGACGUUCUCGGGCACAAUAUCACCGACUUGACAGCUUUCUGGGCAGAAGAGAUGACCUCCUACUUCAACGCUGUCGAGCGCGCCUACUCAUUCGGUCUUCGCGGCGCCUAUCUCUUCAUCAACGUCCCACCUGAAGACCGUUCCCCGAAUGACCUCGGAACAACACGCCAAGCAGCCGCAGCGGAGAGCAUCGCGGGGUACAACUCCGCACUCGCAUCAAGCGUCGCCAACUUCAGCGCGAGCCAUCCAGAUUUGCAUGUUAGCAGCUUUGACGCGCAUGCUUGGUUCGGCAAGGCUUUAGAUGAUUACGAAGAGCUUGGCUUCAAGAAUGUCACCGGAUUCUGCACUUGCGAAGACGAUAGCUACUUCUGGUACAAUACGGGGCAUCCCACCCAACGAGUUCAUAAGCUGCUUGCGGCUGCGAUUGAGGAGCAGCUGGUCAAGGAGUCCAAGAGUUCACAUCGCUGA
Molecule: messenger RNA, 972 nt
Organism: Peniophora sp. CBMAI 1063
Lineage: Eukaryota; Fungi; Basidiomycota; Agaricomycetes; Russulales; Peniophoraceae
Source: the annotation of a GenBank genome assembly